CCCACAUUAAUAAAGUAAGUUACAUUAUUCAAAUUUAUACGUACGAGCGAAAACUAUUACCGCAUCAAUUUUCUCUAUCAACAAAAAAAAAAUUUCCCAAUUUCGAAACUUCUAUAGUCAAUAUGAUAAUAUAGAAAUCGUUACCCCACCGCUCCAUUUCUCUUUUCGACGCAACGUGCUACAACAAUAUCAGAGAAAUUUCCUCGACGAUUUUCACUCGACGCGUUUGAAAAACGAUGAGAAAAAAAACCAAUUUCACCUCCGGCAAAUCCCAAACGGCGAGAAAGCGACCGAAUCGAAUCACGUGAUAUUGGCACUGCGCAUGACCGGGGAUUCCCGAUCUGCUACAUGUCGUGUCCGCGGCCAACUACAAUCCGUUCAGUUCACGAGACGAAUCGCAUGCGAGUAUGUACAAAAACGAACAUUGAAAGAGAAAAGAAUACGAACGAUAAUAAUAAUAGUAAUUAUUAUUAAUAAUAAUAAAGGAGAAACCGAUGGAUUGUGUAUUACCGUUUAAAGUGCGAACAAAUCGAUUUAAAACGCGAAAAAGUGAUCUAACCUAACCUCAAAACAUCAAAAAAUUAAGUUUAUCUCGUAAUUUUAAUUUAGUGGAAAACUUUAUCAUUAUAGAUGUGCUGUUUCCGUUUACACAUUAUUUAACGACAAAGUGCUUUUAUUUUUCUUAAAAUUUUCUUUUUGGUUAAUAAUCGAAGAAAAUGUCGCGUAGUGGAGGGGGCAAUUACGGCGAAUCGAAGGGAUUCACCCCGAACAUUCUUCCAGAUGAGACUUCCCUAGACGACAAACAUAACCUGUACGAGACGUCGCAGGUGGACAGCGGAUUUUUGAGCGGCAACAUCCCGUCCGAAGAAUUCGAGAGCUCCAGCUCGAUGCGGCUGGAUAGCGGCGUUUGCGUCGAUGCCGUCACCAGAAGUUUUUCUGAUCUUAAUUUUAAAAGUAGCGAUGGCCUCAACGACCUCAACUCAGGAUCUAUCAAAAGUCCCAUUGAUUCAACUCAAACGUCACACACGCAAAAACAAAAUUGGGAAAUUUAUCAUCAACAGGACGAAGAUGGAAACACAUUUCUUCACCAUUCAGUGAUUGAACACUUCCCAGAAGUAGCCUUAGCCGUUAUUCGGGCGACACCGACCCCAACGCUUUUAAACACCGAAAACGACGAUGGCCAAACCGCUUUACAUCUAGCCGUUUUAACAAAUCAAUGGAAAAUUGCUCGGAUGUUAAUCGUAGCUGGCGCGAAACCUUCCCCUAUUAAUCGACAGGGGGAUUCACCUUUACACAUAGCGGCACGAAUCGGCGACGUGGAAUGUUGUAAAGCGAUUACUUAUCCAGUUCAACAACAAGAAAGGGAACGUUUAGGGCUUUCAUAUCCACCGCAUGCUUACGAUAGAUGUGAUUUGGAUCAAUGGAAUUUCGACGGUCAAACAUGUGUCCAUGUAGCGGCUUUACACAAUCAAUUAGAGUUCCUAAAGCAUUUGGUGUGGCUUGGAGCGGACGUGAACGCCCGAGAAGGAAAAGGGGGUUACACGAUACUUCAUUUCGCCGUUCAAAUGGGUGAUGAGCGUUUAAUACGUUUUCUACUAAGUUGUAGAGCUUUAAACGUAAGCGUUCUCACGUACGGGGGAAGAACCCCCCUCGAACUCGGUUACCCAGUUCAAGAGCACGUCAUCAAAUUGCUUAAGGAACAAGGGAUACCAUCACCAGAUCAAAGCGAGUACGAAUAUGAUAGCGAUGAAAGCGACGAAGACGAUGAUGUUUAUGGUCAGAUGAAUAUGUUAAGUCAACAACAAUCGAGUUUUGCGAUUGGAGCGAGUGCAUAAAAAAUAAAAAAAA
Messenger RNA from Onthophagus taurus, 1848 nucleotides. It is a transcript of the gene cact, whose product is annotated as NF-kappa-B inhibitor cactus. Gene Ontology annotation, cellular component: cytosol. Gene Ontology annotation, biological process: cellular response to tumor necrosis factor. Lineage: Eukaryota; Metazoa; Arthropoda; Insecta; Coleoptera; Scarabaeidae. Gene Ontology annotation, molecular function: NF-kappaB binding. The record is from RefSeq and is a predicted model, not a curated record.